GUGUUCUUGAUGAAAAUACAGUGGAAGACGAUAUUGUUGAUGUCCCUCCUGAUGUUGAUGGGUUGUAUAAAGACAGGCACAUCUCCCCAGCCCUCCCAACCGAUCAACAACUCAACCGGGAAGAGUGUUACACGAUGGAUCAGUGCAAUAAGGGUCUGGUCUUCAUCUUGAACAACUACCACUUCGGUCCUGAUAGUAAGAAGGAAAGAAAAGGGUCUGAUGUUGACUUAGCCAAUGUAAAACAUGUCUUCACCGAGAUUGGCUAUACGGCAGAUGAAGCUCAAGAUCUCACUGCUGAGGAUAUCAGACUGGAGCUGAAGAACUUAACCCGGAAGAUCUUACCCUCUCAUACUUCGGUGGUUCUGGUCUUCAUGAGUCACGGAAAGAAGGAAGGUAUCCAAGGUACCGACGAGGGAGUUGUGACCGUUGAGGAAAUCAAGGAUAUGUUCUCUGGGAACAACUGCCCCGCCCUGAUUGGGAAACCAAAGAUCAUGAUCUUCCAGGCUUGCCGUGGAGCGAAAGUAACGCCUAGUGCUCCAUCUCUCGCCACCUCCGUAGUGGAUAAUGGAAUAUGUACAGACUUCGUCGGGACUGACGGGGUAGCAAGGGAUGGAGGGGUAACCCUGGUAACAGAAGAUGAAGCAUGUUCGACAUCACCUGGUAGAGUUGGAGGAGGAGAAGUGGAAAUUGACUGCGGUGUACCGGACAAUGCUGAUAUGUACAUUGCUCAAUCCACGUCAGAAGGCUAUUACUCACUACGUGAUAGACAGAACGGAUCUUGGUUCAUCCAGGCCCUCUGUGAAGAGCUGAUCGCCAGUGCCCACGACCACCAUCUCGAUGACAUCAUGACAAAGGUUACAGACAGAGUGAAGCGACAGGAGAUAAGGAUAGAAAUCAACAAGGAACGACAUCUAACCAUGCAGACCCCGCAGAUUAUCAAACAAGGGAUAGGAAAGAAGAUCUUCUUCUUACCAAAAUACCCUCCGCCAGCGGGAAGUCAAUAAAUUAAGAGGCAUCUAUAAAUCUAAUCUUGAGCUCUGGAAUGCAGAGACGGUGGAGUCGGGGGGGGGGGGGUGCACAGUGCCCCUACUUUUUCAAGUAUCCCUAAAAUGUGUGUUUAAGAUAUGAAAGUUGUCCCCCUUUUCUCCAGAUAAGUGCCCCUUUUUAUAAGGGCCCGUUCCACAUUCUUAUAAGUGCCUCUUACCACCUCUGACAAGUGCCCCUUUCACCGAUGAUAAGCGGCCUCUAUAAAGAUCUUAUUAAGGUGCCCAUUUUAAUUUUACAAGUGCCCUUUUCUUUUGUAAUAAGUGCCUCUUCCUCUUCUGAUAAGUGUCCCUUUCCAUCUUUA
Messenger RNA from Strongylocentrotus purpuratus (purple sea urchin), 1348 nucleotides. RefSeq names its product caspase-3-like. The coding region runs from base 135 to 1004 and encodes 289 amino acids. NCBI's taxonomy places the organism in Eukaryota, Metazoa, Echinodermata, Echinoidea, Camarodonta, Strongylocentrotidae. The record is from RefSeq and is a predicted model, not a curated record. Gene Ontology annotation, biological process: proteolysis. The transcript has 7 exons. Gene Ontology annotation, molecular function: cysteine-type endopeptidase activity.